Molecule: messenger RNA, 1203 nt
Organism: Letharia columbiana
Lineage: Eukaryota; Fungi; Ascomycota; Lecanoromycetes; Lecanorales; Parmeliaceae
Exons: 4
Coding region: 1-1203 (400 amino acids)
Biological process (GO): transmembrane transport
Cellular component (GO): endoplasmic reticulum
Source: RefSeq, a predicted model, not a curated record
AUGCGUUCUAUUUCCUGCGCUAGCCAGCUUCUGGCUGCAUUCGCAAGCCUAAGUCUGGCAGCGGCGAAGCCAUUGUCUGUCCUCGAAGCUCGGGGUCACAGGCAUAUCAAGCCCAAGGUCUUCUUGAUUGACAUGUUUCCUCCCGAAGGCGCAGCAUGGUACGGUAUCCCAGAGUUCAAUCUCCUUGCGAAGAACAUUUCUGUGCCCGGCCUCUCGCCGCUCUACCCUGAUGUGCACUGCACUGAAGAAGGGGAUGUAUGCCAGAUCGUUACAGGGGAAGCUGAGAUCAAUGCCGCCAAUAGCAUGAACGCCCUGACUUUCUCCGGUCUGUUCGACUUCACCAAGACAUAUUUCAUGAUUGCAGGCAUUGCUGGUGUCAGUCCCAAAGUAGCCACUUUGGGAUCAGUCACCUUUGCCAAAUAUGCCGUCUCCGUGGAAUUGCAAUACGAAUUCGAUGCUAGAGAAAUUCCAGCCAACUUCACAACAGGAUACGUCCCGCAAGGCAGUACGGAUCCAAUCGAGUAUCCUCAAAGCAUCUACGGCACUGAGGUCUUCGAAGUCAAUGAUAAUCUACGCCAACUUGCCAUUGGCUUCGCCAAAACUGCAGUUUUGAACGACUCUACCGCCGCAAUGGCGUACCGGGCCAACUAUGCAUCAACGAGCGCUUACGAAGCUGGCAGUCGAGGGCCCAGCGUCGUGGGUUGCGAUGCUGCUACAUCAGACGUCUACUUCAGCGGUACGCUGCUGAGUGAAGCCUUCGAGAACACUACAAAGCUCUUCACAAAUGGGAGUGGCGUGUACUGUACAACGGCACAAGAAGAUACUGCUACACUCGAAGCUCUUCUGCGUGGAGCCAUCGCCAAUCUUACCGACUUCAGCCGUAUCAUUGUCAUGCGCACGGCUUCAGACUUCGAUCGUCCGUAUGCUGGAGAGUCUGAUACCUUCAACCUCUUCUACGCUAAUCAAGGUGGAUUUGAGCCGGCAAUAGACAAUAUCUAUCUGGCGGGUAUCAAAGUGGUGGAGGGGAUCUUGAAUGAGUGGGAAAGUACUUUUGCGAAGGGGAUCCCUGCUACCAAUUAUAUUGGUGACAUAUUCGGCAGUUUGGGAGGUAUGCCUGAUUUUGGUCCUGGAUCUAUGUUUAAUGAUAACCCGGUCAAAAAGAGGAGUGUAAAGGGAAGGAACGCGGCGAGAGGAUACGCAUAA